ACUUUAAUUUGGCGGUGGGUGGUGGUACAGGUGUGGUACAGUGCCUCAGCCAGCCCAAACGUUUACUAUGACGCAACAGUUUGGCUGCAAUCUGAGUUCGAUCCCAGAUAUUUGCAGAGAAAUCGAGACACUCCAGCAAUUCCUUGGAUCUGUUUAGGAGCUGAGGAAGAAGAUUGGAUCGUGGUUUUAUAAAUUUGGCUUAUUUCGUCUGCAAUCGACAAAGUGCGUGGGUGAACAAGUCAUGGCGGGAUUCAGAGAUCGAGUACGGCUGCGUCGUCGACGUGCUACGCGACCGGUAGGUCGUUACGAUUCCUACGCCCCACGGCGUCUGGCAACACAGAUUGUGAUUCUGCAGGUUUUAUAUUACAUCACAGCCGGAGGUCUGCUGCUGUUUACAUGCCUUGUCUCGGGGAAGAAGUUCAGUCUGGAUCUGGUAUUUGGAUGGAGAAGUAUACGGAUCGAUACCGCGAUUGGUUGGACUUUGUGUCUUGUGUGGUAUCUCAAUUCAGUUUUCAAUGUAUUAUUCUUGACCCUUUUUGUUGGACGAAGUAAGCUCGUUUUCGACUUCGUGCUGACUCUCCACGGUCUCAAUAUCCUCAUUACAUCUCUAUACUCCCACCACUUUCCGGCAAGUCUCCUAUGGUGGAUGUUACAGAUCGCGUCCUGUUUGACGAUGUUGUCCUUGGGCACAUGGACCUCUCGAUGGCGUGAGCUCAGCGUGAUGUAUUUCCCCGCCUCGUCCGGCACAACCAGCAGUACUUCGCAGCCCGGCGCGAGCGAUCUUUCCGGCCCUAGAGGCAGCGGGACGCAUAGCGAAGAGUACGAACUUGUUGAGCGUCAGCCAGAUUUGGAGGCGGGAGGAUCAGGAGGAAGCGCGUCUCAGUCGCGGCCUCAGUCUGCGAGCUAGUAGGAAUGCAGCCAUGCGGGGGAAUUUUGGGUUACAUCUGGUUCGUGGAUUGCUCUGAUAUCACAGUAUUUAUAUCAUAUGGCAAUCAAAGUCUUUUGAUGAUGACUUUAGCAUCGUCAUUGUUUUAACACUUCUUUUCUUCUUUCUACAUUCUACGCUCGCAAUUUGCAUCUAUGAUCUGCACGCACGACGAAGAGUGUUGCGGUCGCGGGGUUUAUUAGGAAUGCCAGAAUCUCAACCGAUCGGGCGCAUGUGUGUCUUAAUGUAUAGUAGUAUUACAAAACU
This is a messenger RNA of Myxozyma melibiosi, 1192 nucleotides long. RefSeq names its product integral membrane protein S linking to the trans Golgi network-domain-containing protein. Gene Ontology annotation, biological process: Golgi to plasma membrane protein transport; protein localization to Golgi apparatus; Golgi to endosome transport. The transcript is spliced from 2 exons. The record is from RefSeq and is a predicted model, not a curated record. The coding region runs from base 242 to 907 and encodes 221 amino acids. Gene Ontology annotation, cellular component: trans-Golgi network; Golgi membrane. NCBI's taxonomy places the organism in Eukaryota, Fungi, Ascomycota, Lipomycetes, Lipomycetales, Lipomycetaceae.